Molecule: messenger RNA, 2288 nt
Organism: Nematostella vectensis (starlet sea anemone)
Lineage: Eukaryota; Metazoa; Cnidaria; Anthozoa; Actiniaria; Edwardsiidae
Product: sterol carrier protein 2
Exons: 18
Coding region: 107-1720 (537 amino acids)
Molecular function (GO): acyltransferase activity, transferring groups other than amino-acyl groups
Source: RefSeq, a predicted model, not a curated record
UGUCGUUCGAUCCAUAUCCGCUGACCAACCAAACAUUUUGGUACAAUUCGUGUCCUCCUUCUCCCUCUACAAAAAUCGCACAGCACAAAAUAUAAUUUUUAUCAAAAUGCCAGGCAGGAGAGUGUACGUGAUCGGUGUAGGGAUGACUAAGUUUGAAAAGCCAGGAAGGAGAGAAGAUUUUGACUAUCCCGACAUGGCUAAAGAAGCAGCUACAAAGGCUUUGAAUGAUGCAAGGGUAGACUUCACUGAGGUCCAACAAGCUGUUGUUGGUUAUUGUUACGGUGACACAACAUGUGGCCAAAGGUGUGUCUAUCAACUAGGCAUGACUGGUAUUCCAAUAUACAAUGUGAACAAUGCAUGUGCGACAGGAUCUAGUGCAUUGGCCCUUGGCAAGCAACUUAUUGAAGGAGGUGUUAGUGACUGUGUUCUUGCUCUUGGAUUUGAGAAGAUGGAGAAAGGUUCUUUAAAGGGUGGAAAGUUUUCUGACCGCACAAACCCGAUGGACAAACAUCUGGAGACAAUGAUGAACAAUUAUGAACUUGCAGCUGCUCCCAUCACCCCCCAGAUGUUUGGCAAUGCUGGCAAAGAGCACAUGCAGAAAUAUGGGACAAAACCUGAACAUUUUGCGAAGAUAGCUUACAAAAACCAUCUACAUUCAGUAAAUAAUGCAAAUUCUCAAUUUCAAACUUUUUACACACUGGAUCAGAUAAAGAAUUCCCCUAUGAUCUAUGAUCCCCUGACCAAGCUACAGUGCUGCCCAACUUCUGAUGGCAGUGCUGCUGCUGUUCUUGCAAGUGAGGAAUUCGUUAGAAAACACAAACUUGAGAAUCAGGCAGUGGAGAUAGUAGGCCUGGAAAUGGCGACAGACCUCACAAGUACCUUUGAUGAGGGCAACUGUAUCAAAUUGGUUGGUUAUGAUAUGACAAAAACAGCUGCUAAGCGCUUAUUUGAUAAAACAGGCUUAUCCCCAAAGGAUGUUGACGUAGUUGAACUGCAUGAUUGCUUCUCCACGAAUGAAUUACUUACAUACGAAGCAUUAGGACUUUGUGAUGAGGGUAAAGCUGGUGAGAUGGUAGACAGAGGCGAUAACACGUAUGGUGGAAAGUAUGUUGUGAAUCCCAGUGGGGGCUUGAUAUCAAAAGGCCAUCCGCUCGGCGCUACAGGCUUGGCCCAAUGUACAGAGCUGACCUUGCAGUUGAGAGGAGCGUGUGGCAAGCGGCAAGUUCCAGGGGCCAAGCUCGCCUUACAGCACAACCUAGGGCUGGGCGGGGCAGUUAUUGUUGCACUCUACCGCAUGGGAUUUCCUAAGUCAAGAUUUCAGCCAAGACAAGCAUACACGGCUGCCACAGCAACCGGCAAAGAUGGUUUCAAGUCUGCGGCUGUGUUUGAUGAGAUUGAAAAACAGAUUAAAAAGGAUGGUGCUAAGUUUGUGAAGAAGGUGAAGGGCGUGUACUGUUUCAAGAUCCAGGGAGGGCCCGGUGGCAAGGAGGGGGUGUGGGUUGUUGAUGUCAAGAGUGGUAAUGGAUCCGUCAAGUUUGGAGCAAAUGACAAAGCAGACUGUACUAUCACUAUGAAGGACAACGACUUUAUUCAGCUUAUGGCGGGAAAACUGAACCCACAGACAGCAUUCUUCAAAGGUCAACUGAAAAUUAAAGGCAACCUUGCAUUGGCCAUGAAACUCAAGGAGUUCCAGCCAAAAGCAGAAAAAUCAAAGUUAUGAAGAAGCUUCCACAAUUUUACCCAAUACUCUCAAGGACUUCUCCUGGUCACCGUAAUACUACACCAAACAAACGAACUACAGAAAAGUGAUUGGCAUUUUUAUUGGUUUCCCUGUGUUCGAAGAUGAACCUUGAUUAAUUGAGGGGUCAGGGGCGAGCACAUCCACAGAAAGGAUUUUCUGUGACGUCACCUCGAUAACCUACCACAGGGGGCCCGAUCAGAACUCCUGGAAGUGAGAUAAUCAUCAGGUCGUGGUUCUGCCAUGGUUCCAAGCACCCCCUAGUUGCCACUUAUAGCAGUGUGGUGUUGGAUUCUUUUCCUGGGAACGGAAUUCCCGUCUCUUUUUGUGCCGCAUAUAUAAAAGAAUAACCCCAAAUUGAGCCGACAUGCUUCCAUGAGAAGCAAGUGAUGGUCACGUGAUGAUCAUGUGAUGGCCAGGGGAAGGACACUUCAUCAUAAGAUGCCAUUUAAUCUUUUUGCGUACUUUAUUUUACAUUUUACUCUAUUUCACCCCCUGGGUUUCUCCAUCCAGACAGUUUUAUGUCUAUACAAUAAAUCAUAUUAACGAA